Salvia splendens (bonfire salvia) is the source of this 1075-nucleotide messenger RNA. RefSeq names its product protein BRANCHLESS TRICHOME-like. The transcript has a single exon. NCBI's taxonomy places the organism in Eukaryota, Viridiplantae, Streptophyta, Magnoliopsida, Lamiales, Lamiaceae. The record is from RefSeq and is a predicted model, not a curated record. The coding region runs from base 121 to 951 and encodes 276 amino acids.
CUUUUCCCAUUCUUUUAUCUCCCAAAUACGAAUUAACUAUACUAAUGGCCCUACUCCCUUUACACCAAAAGCAAAAGAAGGAACAAAAACACCACAACACUUAUUAAGUAACUAAGAACAAUGAAGGAGAUAUUGAUAACAAACACAAUGGUGAUGAUGAACAAAACUAACACCAUAUUCUCCCAAGACCAAAAUCCAAAACCCCCCAUGAAUAUGAAUAUGAAUAUGAAUAUGAAUAUGAAUAUGAAUAUGAAUAUGAAUAUGAAUAUGAUGACCACCACCCCCAUUUCCCCAACCUGGAAACUCUACGAGAAUCCCUUUUACAUCUUCCAUCAACAACACUCCACCACCACCGAUCAUAUUCACAAACUCCACCUCCCCAUCUCAUCCCGCAACCUCGCAGCCUCUUUUAUCGACCUAGCCUUCAUCAAGCCGCCGAACACGGACUACUCGAGAGCUCUCAAGAAGAUGAAGUCUCUCAACCGGCGGCUGGAGAGGGAGGUGGCCGAGGAGAGGCAGGGGCGGGAGGCGCUGGAGCGCGCCUGCCACGACCUCGCAGAUCAGGUGUCGGCCCACAAGGCCGAGAUCGUGAGAUUGAAAAGAGAGAUGGAGGAGGAGAGGAAGAUGCUGCGCACGGCCGAGGUCAUCCGCGAGGAGCGCGUGCAGAUGAAGCUCUCGGAGGCGAAGAUCUUCCUCGAGGAGAAGCUCUCCCGCCUCCAAACCAGUACACCUUCUUCAUCUAGAAAUGAUCAUCAGAAGGCUAUGACGGAGAAUCCGCAUAUAAAGAGAGGGAUUAAAGGGUUUGUUGAGUUUCCGAAAGUGGUGAGAGCGAUCGGUUGCAGAAGCAGCAAGCAUUUGGGAAGCAAAUUAGAGUGUCAGAAGGCGCAGCUGAAGAUACUACUCAAGCAGAAGGGGCCGGUUAGAUUCAGUGCUGGCCAUAUUACAAGAUGAGAUCUAUUUUUUUCAUGUAAUUACUCUUUUAAUUUUUAUUAUGUUUCUUGAUUUGUCCUGAUUUUGAUUUUUUAUGCAUUUUAUGAAUGGAGCGAAAUAAUAUUUCCAUUGGGAGUUAGGAGUA